UAUGGUUGAGUGUGCUAGUGUAAAACAUUAAGUUGGCGUUAUUGAACUGUAAAACCAUUUUAACAUGCAUUCAUACGUAACGGAGCGAAGGAUACUGUGCUAUGCAAAUGUUAAGUGGCGCUCUAAUGGUUGCAGGGAGGCAGAAGAUCAACUCAGAGACAGGACUGUUGGCUGUUUCCUUAUCAGACUCAGUGAAAAGGGCAUUGGAUACAUUCUUUCAUACAAAGGACAUGAUCGCUGUCGCCAUUUUGUCAUAAAUCAAACCAGAACCGACCUGCUCGUCGUCUCUGGUGACUCCACCACUCAUAACAGUCUCACAGAGCUGAUUGAUUACUUUAAAACCACACCCAUCCAGCCUUUCGGAGAGUACCUCACUUCGUACACCACGGACGUUGAUUCUGUUGAAGAGGAUUCCAAACAUGAGCUUUAUGAUGUGGUUCAAAGUAAGCCCAUCAUUAAGUUAGGAGUGAGUGUAAAGGCUCUAAAAAGUUUGUGGGAACAAACUAGUGAUGCUCAUCAGGAGACAAGUUCAGUUCUGCCCCCUAAAAGUAGCCGCAAACUCACUACCUCUACUUCCUUUGACAGAGACAGCCAUUCACAGGAUAAGAGGAUUCCACCUUUGCCAAAGAAAAAUGCACCACUUCGGAAUUCCUUAAGCACGGGUUAUCUUGGUCCAAAUGCCUCUCAUGAUAAACAACAUCUCUUUGAACCAAUGACAUCUAGUAAAGGGGUUGAUGAGAAACCUCAUGGCAUCAGAAAGAGGGAUUCCUUGGACACCGAGGGUGGCAAAUCUCAAUUAAAGGGUCCUGAGAACAUUCUCCCUAUAUCUAUACAAACAAACCCAACUCCCCAGGAUGAAUACAAUGAAAAUUCACAGUCUCUGGCAUUUGACCCCUGUGACCCUACAUCCUCCUCCCCUCCACAGCUUCCACCCAAAACAGCCUCCAGCUCUUACGCUUUUCUUAUAUUUAAAAAGACUCAUACUGAAGCUGGUCAGGUAACCCUGGAGCCCAAUCCACUCUACGAGGGCGUGUGCACUAAGAAGGAUGUCCAAACUGAGUCAGAUUAUGACAAUCGCACAAAGACCAUCUACAAAACCCUUUUAUUUGAAAACACAUAUCAAGUCAUACCUGACCAACGUGACAAUGACACUUAUGAGCACAUACUAGAGAUCCAUGGGAACGAUACCUAUGAAGAUAUCCCAGCAUCAGACAAUAACACAUAUGCAAGUUUGGAGGAGAUGCAACUGCACACAGUGAAGAAGAAUCACAAGUGGUGGAAAUUUCAUCCAGAAAGCAAGAAAAAGUAAUUUGAGGUGGCAUCAUGGUAUGAUAUAAAUGCUACAAUUCUAGAUGAAUGCCUA
Messenger RNA from Triplophysa rosa, 1363 nucleotides. RefSeq names its product SH2 domain containing 7 (gene sh2d7). The coding region runs from base 65 to 1309 and encodes 414 amino acids. The record is from RefSeq and is a predicted model, not a curated record. The transcript has 5 exons. Gene Ontology annotation, cellular component: cytoplasm. Lineage: Eukaryota; Metazoa; Chordata; Actinopteri; Cypriniformes; Nemacheilidae.